Bicyclus anynana (squinting bush brown) is the source of this 13525-nucleotide messenger RNA. RefSeq names its product regulating synaptic membrane exocytosis protein 2 (gene Fife). Gene Ontology annotation, molecular function: small GTPase binding; transmembrane transporter binding. Gene Ontology annotation, biological process: positive regulation of synaptic transmission; regulation of membrane potential; regulation of synaptic plasticity. Gene Ontology annotation, cellular component: presynaptic membrane; cytoskeleton of presynaptic active zone. The transcript has 21 exons. The coding region runs from base 245 to 3193 and encodes 982 amino acids. Lineage: Eukaryota; Metazoa; Arthropoda; Insecta; Lepidoptera; Nymphalidae. The record is from RefSeq and is a predicted model, not a curated record.
CGGAGCCCGGCCACGAGGCUUCACACGGUAUACUCGGUACUAGUGGUGCAUCUGUGCCCGCGCUCCCCGCGAAACCUUUGUGAAACAAGUUUUAAGCAUCUCUAAAGGUUUUCGGCUAGUGAAGUGAGCGAAGUGUUAAAAAUGUCGUGUUUCGGUGGCGGCGUGUUGAUUCCCGAUUAGUGCAGUGUUUUUUUUUUUAACUUGGUGUAGUGAUGUGACUUGAAGUGACAGACAAAGCGCCGCCAUGCUGCCCACAAAUGUGAUGUCCUUUAUGAAGAAGAUGGUGGCGACGGAGGAAACGACCGUGCCUGGACAGAUCGAAUCGCCAGGAACUUUUGGGAAACUCCGUCAGACACUAUCUUCUUCACUCCUUACUGCACAAGACAAAGUAACGAAGCUAGGGCCGCGGACGGGUGUGACAGAGGUGGUGGUGGAGCCUGCGCCGGCGCCGCCGCCCGCCCAGCCGCCGCCUCCAGCCGCGCCCGCUAAGACUGAACGUGAGGCGGGCAAGGCGCCGUCCCGCGCCGGUGCGUGCCGCGUGUGCCUGAAGGCCCUCAAGCCGGGGGAGGUGUUCCACAUAUGCAACGGCUGCCAGCACCGCGUGUGUGAAGACUGCUCGUCAUACUCCAAACCUGCUAGCGAUGAAGAGAGCUCAUGGCGCUGCUCCGUGUGCCGUCGCAAGGCUGGCCCGCGCGUGCCGCCCGCCGCGCAGGACAGCACGGACUCGCUGCUCGACGUGCCGGUGCUGGAGGCGCUGCAGCGGCGGCACUCGGAGGCGCGGCUGGGCAGUGGCGGCUCCAGCACGGCCCUGGCGCCGCCUCGCUCGCCCGAGCUGCGCAGGCACUCGGAUGUGUCGCCCGCCUCGCUGAAGGAGUUGGAGAAGUUAAAGGGCGGCGGCAGCGUGACACCCGACACGCUCUCCCGUCGACCCAGCACCGUGAGCCCGGCGCGUCGGCGCUCCGUGCGCGCGCCUGCACCGCGCCAGCGCUCCGUCGACGAGGACCAACACCCGCCGGCGCACGCGCCAGCGCUCGCCGCUCCGCCACCCAUGUCCAGACGGGCUUCAGCAGUAGACGUGGUAGCGAGCGGCGGUUCUCGACGGAGUUCCUAUAGAGCAGACACCGACUCAGUUGAGAUCAGCUCCACGCCUCAGAUCAGUGGGCUGAGCGUCGAUGAGGACAGACCAAUAAGACGAAGAGGCAGCCAACUUCCCGACAUUGCUGCGUUACAACAAAGAACUGGAGCUCUAAAUGCCAUGGCGCUAGCGACGCGAGGGCCCGAAGCAUCGGAGCCUUCAGCGGCGUCCAUUUCAGCUGCCGCAGCCGCCGCCGCCGCAGCGAGACAGAUGUCCGUCGACGCUGAAGCCAUCAAGAUAGUCAUACAUGAUGUCGACGACCGGUCGCCGCGACGGGUUACCUUGCGACGAGAUCCUAAUGAUAAAGGGCAUAGGUCACGAGGUUUCGGCAUGCGGGUAGUGGGUGGUAAGCCCGACGCUAGUGGACGUCGGGAAGCGGUUAUUGUGUGGACGGUGCCUGGAGGACCGGCCGACCUCGUGGGGUUACAGCAGGGGGAUAAGGUACUGGAAUGGGGCGGAAUCCCGCUAACGGAGAGAAGUUUUGAAGAAGUGUGCGCUGUGUUAGAACGGGGUGGAGAUGUGGUUGACUUGUUGGUGGAACCAGCGCCGCAGAUCGAUGACCCGCCUGCACCGCCUGCUAUGGUGCCGCACCAUCACCACUCCCUAUAUGAACCGGAUACGGACAAAUCGCCGUCGUCACCGACCCGAAGGAAAUUGCCGAAAACCCCGGAACAAGAUCGCGCCGAGCGUUUCCGCGAGCGACCGUCGGCGCGUGCGCAGUUACAAGUUUGGUUCGAGAUGGAACUGCGCAAACUGGUUGUCGUUCUCAUCGCCGCGGAUGAUUUGCCUCCGCGAGACCAUACGCUGGGCUACGGCGAUGAGCCUGAAGCAUUUGCAAGAAUACGUCUUUUACCUUCGCUUGAAACUUGCCCUCCCGUGGAAACCGACCCUGCAUCAGCAUCAUGCAGCCCUGUUUGGAACGCCACUCUCGGCUUCGGCGGGCUCACGGCUGACUUGCUGGCUGGACGAGCACUUGAGCUCACUCUGUGGGACGCCUGCCCUGGCAUUGACCCCGUACUUAUAGGAGAAUGUACCAUGGAACUGGAAAAAGCAUUCGCAGAAGAGCGAGCAGUGUGGUGGACGCUUGAGGAGCGUGGCACUCGCUCUGCGAACGCUUCGCCCCGCGGCUCGCUGACUGGCGGCAGAGCUUUGAGGAGAGGCGAUUUUGCUUCACAACGCUCCGUUUCGGAUGACAUGGACUCAAUCGGCGAGUGCGCAUCACUCCUACACCCAGACCACGCGUGGGUGGCCGGCUCUCGACGUGGUUCAUCACAAUCCGAAACAUUAGAAGUCGAAGUGUAUCAGUUAGGAAAAGACUUCUCCCGAUCAUUGCCAGGCUCACGGCGGUCUUCGUUUCAGCAGCAAGAGAAAGACGGCGGCGUGGACCCCGCGACGUGCUCGCGCCGGGAACGCCGCCGCUCGUCGUGCGUGCGCCGCGACCCGGACGACAUCCUGCGCUCUCUGCGCGCCGUCAAGGGCGAGCUGGGCCGCACGCUAUCGCUGUCGGGCUCCACCGCCAGGCGCACGGCGACGGGGCGCAAGGGCAGCAUGUGGGCGGCCGUGCCGGCGGCGGCCGCGUGUGACGCCGUGGGCGACGACGACGACGUGCCGCUGGGCCCCGGCCAGCUGCCGCCGCGCAACGCGCACCUGCCGCCGCUGCACGCGGAGAUCAACAUCAGCAUCAUCAUGAUCAAGGGACAGCUCGAACUCGAGGUAUCUCACGCGCGUCGAGUGUACGGCGUCAACGGCGAAGUACCAGAUUCGUACGUGAAGUGCUACCUGCGCGACGGCGACAAGUGGCUGCACAAGCGCAAGACGCGAGUCAUCCGCCGCACUACCGAGCCUCAUUUCAAGCAAACGCUAAAAUAUUUGGCGAGCGAGGCUCUGGGACGCACCCUGGUAGUGAUGCUGUGGCAGCGCUGCGGCGGCUUCGAGCACAACCUGGCGCUGGGCGGCGUCGAGAUCUGCCUCGACAAGUUGACGCUACCGCAGCGCACGUACGGCUGGUACCCACUGUUCCCGGCCACGUCGCUCGCCGCCGACGAGUCGCCCGACUGAUCCAGGGAGCCGUCGCCGGAGCGCCACGACUACUAGCGCUCCACGACGGCUCUAAACAUGUCCCGAGGCACCAUGAUCAUGCUGGCAUUGAAAAUCCGUGCGUUAUUGACGUUAAACCCUACCCAGUACCCUCAAUACCAGAUUGUAUACGUUGCAAGCGUCAAUGCGAAAUAUCAAACUAUAUUUUUGAGUAAAAUGGAUCCUAUAUUUUUUGUCUGAACGUUCAAUGUUCUUCUGUCCUAGAAUUUAACCUUGACGAAAUCAUCCAAUUACCUACUAGCUAGCCAGUACUACAUGUCACGUACACCAUAAACACGUCAAACAGAACACGUCACGCUGCGUGCAACGGCUCUGUGUGGCGUGUUCUAUAACUAGUAUAUGACAACUUUACCUUAGCUGGCGUAGCUUGGCCGUCCCGUCCCGUCCGCUAUGUGGCGAUACCUUUAUACUCGUAUUCAUCGUGAAAUAACUCUUUAAUGCUUAUCAUAAAACCUAAAAGGCUUUAGAUCUAAUUUAUUAUUACCAUUUAAUUUGAAAUUGACGACGCUUGCGAAUUAUGGAUUCACGUAUUAAGGGUAGGUACAGAGUUCAGUAUGACAUCCAAAACUUAAGCAACCGGCGUUAUAAUUUUGUAUGAAAAAACACACCACUUUAUUGAAUAUUUACGUUUUGAAUGUCAUAGAGAAUAAUAACGUAGGCGACAGGAUAAUUUGAUCGGCGUCUAAUCGCUUCAGAGUCCCACAUUGCUGCCCAUGUAACUCUUUAAAAGAAAAUCUUUAUUGCGCAUAAAUAAUAUGUAUUAAGAAUGAUGCGUCUUAUCAUCAUAGCGAGGUUUAAUCGAAAUAUCACUAGCCGUAAAGUAAACUAAGAUCACAAUAAAAUCAUUGCCAUUGUAUGUGUAAAAUCCCAGGGGAACGCUACUCUUUCAUUCCCUUUUAGGCAAUCCCCUAUGCAUAACCAUGAAAAUUCAAAUUGGGUCUUAUUUCCAAAUUCCUGCUCAGCAAAGUAUGUAUAGGUACUCUUAAUAACGUUUAAUGAUAUAUAAUCUAGAUAUUAUAUAUCACAACAACCUUACACAAAUCUAUUUUGAUAAUUAUAGGUACAAAAGAUAAAUCAGACCUAAUUAUCGUACUACCAUACAUAUUUAUUUGUUAUAUUUUUUGAACACUUUUUUUUGUAUAUUUUAUCUAGUAUUACAAUGAAUAAUAUUUCCCUAAGGCAAACAUUGAGUUACCUACCUACUAAGCUACAAACAACAAAUAAUAAUGCAUUACGAUUUUGACGACCUCCGUGGCGCAGUGGUGUGCGCGGUGGACAAGACGGAGGUCCUGGGUUCGAUCCCCAGCUGGGCCGAUUGCGGUUUUCUUAAUUGGUCCAGGUCUGGCUGGUGGGAGGCUUUGGCCGUGGCUAGUUACCACCCUACCGACAAAGACGUAUCGCCAAGCGAUUUAGCGUUCCGGUACGAUGUCGUGUAGCAACCGAAAGGAGUGUGGAUUUUCAUCCUCCUCCUAACAAGUUAGCCCGCUUCCAUCUUAGAUUGCGUCAUCACUUACCAUCAGGUGAGAUUGUAAUCAAGGACUAACUUGUAAAGAAUAAAAAAAAAAAAAAAAUUACAUACUGUAGUAAGUACCUACAUAGUAACUCAAUGAAUACAAAAUAAAUUUUGACCAAAAGUACGAUGUGCCACCAAAAUACGAUUAUAAUCACAUUUCACGCAUGAUAAUAUACAGGGUGCUGGGGAGAGUUUCCCAUAACUCUGGGGUUAUAUUCUUUACCGAAAAUAAUUUAAAAUGUUCAAAGAACAUGUGUUCUAAAAUUUAUAUUUUCGGAGUAAAUAAUAUUUCUUUUGUAUAAAGAUCAUAUAAUGUCCCAUAGACGCAUCCUUAUAAUUAUGACGAAACCAAACUUUAAAAUUUUAAAAUGCAAAGAUAAAGGCGUGUAUAAUAGUCAUAAUUAUUUGUAUUACUUUGUAUGAAACAUAAAAAGAUUUUAUUUUUUAGUUAAAAAAAUAUUACUUAUGCAUUUCGGCUAUAAGUGGACUCGUCAACACCUUGAAGUUAUGGGAAAAACUCCCGAGCACCCUGUAUACUCGUAUUUAUGACUUACUUCUAAAAAUAAGAUAGACUUCUAUAAACUCCAUGUAAUAAUAGGACUACUUCUAUUUUCUCUAUAGUAUAGGGAAGAAGAAGUAGGGUUGCCAAUCUUCUAAGCUUUUCUUUAGUCUUUUCGGGAAAUGUCAGUCGUCCCGCCAUGAGCCCUUGCGGGACGCCUGCUCUCCCGUUAGUCUUCCUUGAUUUAAGAAAAUCAUUUUAAACCAUUCCCUCUUUGUAAAAAUAUUAUUGUAACGUAUUAAACAACAAUUUAUAGUCAGAGAUCCGUAGAAUAUUUUGUACAACUGAUUACUAUCAAGUUAAUUUUUCGGGAGUAGCUUCAUCUUGAUGAGACGAUCAACUUUUUUAUUUACGAAAAUUCUUGAUUCUGUUAGCUAACUGAGUUACCAGCAAACAAAAAAUGUUCUAAGGAACUCGAACUAUUACUAAAUGCUUAAAAUUGUAUGGUGGCACAACAUUUACAGACAAAGAAAAUUAAUAAACAACCUAUCUUCCUCUUUUAUAUUUGUUUUCUCACCUCACAUAACAAUUGCCGUGGUGUAUAAUUAAAUAUUGAUCAUUUUAAAAUUAAUAAUGAAAAAAGUCACACGACACUGGAAUUUAGGCCACUGAUCUGAAAAGGGAUUUUACCAUUAACAACAAACAAAUCAGCAUUUGAUUUUUAACUAUUAACUCAAUACUCAUUAACUCAAACUUAAAAUAAUAGCCGAAUGCGCUCAUUCUUACCUUGUAAUCCAUCAAUAUAUGUAGGUAAGUUUAUCAAAUAAUCUAAAAUACUUAGCUUAUUUAAUGAUGGAGUAUCUAAAUCUAAAGUAAUUGUAAAAGUAUAAAUGUAAUGUAUCUAAUAAUAUAAAAAAUCUGUCUUUUUUAAUACUGUGGUAUCUACUACUUUGAAAUCUUAAAAAAAACCCCAAACUUUAACACUUUGCCUUAUACGAUUUAUAGAAAAACUCUUAAGUGAUCCUAGUGUAUAAGCGCUAGAUACUAUUCUUCCAAGGUUGUGCUUUAGUGAAUUUUCCCUACAUUUAAAUCGUGCGCUGUAGCAUGGUGCGGGUGACAGUUUCCUUAUCACGUUCAUAAUACGUACCGUUAUAGUUAAUCGCGGCAAACUUUCCAAGAGUGAAAUGAACUGUCACCCGCACCAUCCUACAUCGCACGAGCUGUAGCUAAUCUACUGACGUUGUUUCUUCGUACUUGUUCAAAGUAAAAAUCUUUUUACAAAAUGUAAAUACUGUUGAAUUAUAAUUUAUUUUUCAAAAUUUUUCUACGCACAACUAUUUCGUGAUAAUGUUGAACUAUCUUUUUUAUAAUCUGUAGAAACGUAUUUUAUGUAUAAUAUCUUAUCAGAUGUUUAGAGAGCCCAAUAUAAAUGUGUAUCUAAAGGUAGUGUAAAGUACGUUUAUCCUGAUUCCUGGUCAUUAUAUCAUAAUAAUGACAGUCUUUGGUAAAAUGCAAACGUUGAAUUAGAUUAGAUCUUGACGCUGUGAUGUUUCAUAGGCCUUCAUUCGCACGAGAGUUUCUUUAACGGACGUUAAAAAAACGUUCAAAUACAAGGAAUGAAUUCUCAAGAAUAUGAUCACACGACAACACACGAAGACGCGUUUUUAAAACAAGACGCUUUUUUUCGCUCAGUAUUCCAUUUUCAAGUUUGGGCGUUGGAAAUAGACCAUGAAUUAAGAACUUUAUAAAAGUUGAAUAAACGCUUUUCUAACAACAAAAAAACUCUCGUGCGAAUCGUGGGAUAAUAUGAUUUAAAUAAAACUUAUUAUUUUAAUAUGCCGCGCCUGUUUAACCAUUGCAAAUAAUUAUCUCGUUUAACAUAGUUUUAGAGUAAAUGGCCUGUUUGAAUGAAAAGUAUAUAUACUGUACAGUAGUUGACAGAGAGCGAGGUCUAUAAUAGCAAUAUUUUAAACAAAUUACCUCAAUUCCAGCAAUAGAAAUAUAUUCGUGACAAUAUAAGUAAACAGAGACAGUAUAUGUAUCUUUAUAUCUUCCUACUUGGGUUUUUCUACCAGGAGUAUGUUCGAGUAAGGACAUGUACCUAUACAUUUUUAACGAAUCGUGAAAUCUUAUUGGUCUACCCUAAUUAAUUAAAAUGCUAAAAAGUAGAGAUGCGCCGACUACGACUUUUGCAUAUUAGCCGACUAGCCGAUUAGUCGGUUGCAAAGAUGCCGACUAGUCGGCAAUGCCGAUCACGGGUCGGGGAUUUCCGUAAAGCUAUGUUUAGAUACAGCUGAUUUAAGCGCAAUUCGCUUGCGAGUGUGUCGAUGUGUUUUUCUUAAUUGCUUGCUGAUAUAGCUGAGCAAAAGUAAUUAUUCCAAGCAAGUGACAUGAUAAAUAUUUUUUUUGUACAAAUAAUACUAUUUUUGUUAAUGAAAGUUAAAGAGUUGUUUUAAAAUUUAAUCAUGACAAAAAGAAAAUCUUUAGUAAAGAUGUUUUUUUCUUCCUCAAUACAUAAUAUUAUUAAGAAUUACAUACAAAAUAAUAAGCCGACUAGUCGGCGCUUUUUGCCGACUAAUCGGCUUUACCGACUAGUCGGCGACUUUGCCGAUUAGUCGGCUUUACCGACUAGUCGGCAACUAGUCGGCGCAUCACUACUAAUUAGCACUUGCUAACUUGCAUCCGGUAAAGCUCAAGGGACUUAUCUACAAAAGUGCUGCUGUACGGUAGUUGACUUGGUCGGCCUUCGGAAAAUGCUACAAUGGAUGUGUGACGUCACACGUUGUGACUGACAACGCAACGAGCACAUACGCGGUAGGCUCAGUGUCCGUGACAUCUGAGAUAAGCUGCAGGAAGCCCGUCUCAGAUGGUAAGGCCACAUUGCACGACAUCCGCAGAGCUACGUGGGUAACAGAUGUCUGAACAUCGCAGUCCCCCGAGGCCGCCCCUAAAAGCGCUGGUUCGACAUCGUAAACGCGGACCCCACGGUAUGGGACCACGCUAAGAAGAAGAAGACUUGCUAACUGACAUCCUAGUGGAAAACCCAAGUACCUAACAUAUUUACUCGUAUAAUACCUAUUUUUAUGAAAUAAUUGCAUUGAGUGUAAAAAUAAUAGGGUAUCUAUUAUUAGAAUUUCAUUUAAGCUUUACAGGAAAUCUCUAUAUCGAGCAUCGACACGAAACGUGAGUCUCCAAAGAUCGAACGGCCUAUCUUGUUCAAAUAUUUGUGUGAAAAUUUGAUAUUUUUAUUGAUGUUAGAUGAAAAUUACAUAUCGACGAAAUUAAAUGUGUUUUCUCGUCAAAAUUUGUUCUUCCAAAACGGUCGUAGCUUAGUGACUCGCUUGACAAUAUCAUUCAUAUAUAUAGUAGAAUCUUUUAUAUAGUUAUUUAAUUGGAAUGUUUGGUAUAUCUAAAUUAUUAUAACCUGGCAACAUUUCUAAACCAUUUUUUUUGUAUUGUCUAUAAAUAAAUGCAAGAUGUUUAGUCACUUUGCAGUACGAUGUCACCUCUUACUCUCCAUAGACACUAUAUUAACCGAGUCGUCGGGCUACUAUAAAGCCUCAACAAAUACACAAGUAGUGUGUUAACGUAGUUACAUGUAUUCUAUGGUGCCAGACAAACACAACUUUCAUAUACGCUAAUCGAUGGCAGACUGAUGUAAGAGCCGCAUGCUAUAGGUAGAAAGAAAAGUUUAUUGAAAAAAAAAUUAUUGAGAAACAGUUUGGAUCGUGCCGCGAACCAGCUCAUGACUAAGGAGCCCCGCCGUAUGGGUGCGAAACUAGUCGGGCAUACUCCGAUCCUGUACCACGUGAGUUUUAGCCGUGUUUUUUUUCACGACAGUUUAAAUUCUAAAAUUAUUGAGAAAAGCUGAAUAAAUACGGUAAUAUAAUAUAUGUGUAUUAUUUUACCGUAUAUAAUUACUUUACAGUUUCAGAUUUUCUCAAUAAUUAUUUAGUUAGUAGCCAUUAUUGAGUCGAGAUCAUCUUACUAAGUUGUAAGACAUUCUCGACUAAAAAAUGGCUACUAAAAAAUAAGUUAUAAUGGUGGUGAUAACAUCGUUAGCAACAGUUAGGUACUUGCUUUUAAAGCUUUCAAGAAAUGGGCUCCUAUUCCUAUAUGAGAGCGGCGGCUAUUGCAGCAAUCUACGAUCAACGUAUAUCGGUCUCAUACAUAUAUAACAAAUGCUAGCUAUAAAUCACUUGAUAUUAUAAAGUCUUAUAUAAAUACUAUUUAAAUAAUUCCCUCGAAUAUAACACGCAAAAGCGCUCUUCGAUACCUGUUGUUAAUGUUUUACCUAUUUAUUGUAAAUGCAAAAAUACUUCUUAAGAUCCACCAGUAAAUGUACAAUUCCUAAGAGAGAGAAUAUUUAGUAUCUUAACUCCUAUACAUAAUCAUAUGUAAAAGUUAUAUUUCACUACGCCAUAUAGAAAAACUUAUCACGCGUCGAAUAUAUUUUUACACUAUAAUUUUAUAUUACUGAGCUAAUAUAAAAUGCUGUGAAAAUAUUAUAUCAUAAAAUAUAUUUAUAAUAAUAAUUAUCAUAAAUUUAAUCUUUACAUAAUAAAUAUAAAACUAUAUAUUUGUUCUGAAAAUGGUUGUAUGCGUUGUUCAACCUAUGGAUGGUCUUCCUUAUUCGCUAUUUUAUACAGAGUGUCACGUAAUUAAUAAAUAAAAUACAAAUAAGAGAUACACCACCUAAAUUAUCUACAACUAAUUUGGAUAAUUUUGAAAAAAGUCGUAGGGUGUCCAAAUUAUAUUAUUUUUUUCGGAAUUAUAUUAGUUGAAAAAGUUAGAAAAAUUGGGAAAAACCGAAAAAACAUUAAAACUUGAUCACCCUCUACGGAUUUUUUUCAAAACUAACCAAAUUACUUUUAGAUAAUUAGGCGGUGUAUCUUCCAAUUACGUUUUAUCUAUUAAUUACCCUACCCCUGUAUAAGAUGAAACUUUGUCAGUUCAUUCAACUACCUACGGUAGGCAACUAUAGAGGUAGGACCGCGGUGGCCUUGGACGGUAAAGUGGUUUGAGCCCUUACAAAAAUACUUUUCUGGACUGCAUAAGGGGAAGUAGGAAAAGUUUUUUUAUAUUUUUAAGGAAUAUGAGAGAUCAUGUGCCCAGUCACCAGCUUUUAGUGGUGUAUACUGAAUGCUAAAGACCCUUAAACUGUGAUCUUUAAGAGUAGUUUUCGACUGGCAACUAACAGGAAGUCUUAUAUUUUGUCAAAGAAAAUAUAAUAGAAUAGCACUUAUUGUUUUUCUUUUAUUAUCUUUUGGACGAGACGAGAUCGGACGGUUGAAAGUCUGAACUUUUGAAACCACCCGGAGCCACCAUCAUCCUAACUCUUUAGUUGCCCUCUAAGUUAAGAGCCAUGAGCUGAUAAUGUGUCAGCUUUUAAUAAAUAACGAAGAUCUGACAAAAAUAAAGUCUAAACCUAAAAGAUGGCUGAAAAAAAUAUGGAAAAAGGUUCAGUAUAUGACUGAGAAGUAAGUAAGAUUAUUUUUUUAUUCAUCAUUCCAUAAAAUACAUAUUAUUGAAAUUAAACCUAACCAUAUAAUUCAUUACUUGGUUAUUUUCAUGCAGUACAACUCUGUAUUCCAAUAAUUUACGAUCUGCAAGCAUACCUACUUACCUAACUCGUAUAUUUUUAAACAAAAUUAUAGUCACUACUGAACUUUUUACCGUAUCGAAUUGUAAAAAUAGACCCAAAAAAUUUUAAUUAUCUAUGUAGAAUUUGUAGAAAUCUAUAUUUAUGAACACACUUGCCUAUAAGCAACUUUUAUUGUUAAAACACAAAUCAGUGUUGUAUUUAUUUAUUAAUUUGGGAUACGUACACUACACAACUGUACAAUCCUACAUAUUAUCGCAAGACAAAACCGCAUAUAAAUAAGAUGAAACCCAUUUAUAGUUAUUCUAUUUCUGGAAGACGGUCUGGCUUCGGAUGUAGUAAUAAAGUGACAGAACAAACGCCUUAUUAAACAAAUAAUCAACAAAUAAUCAUUGGUAUGUGUAAAAUUACGUGACACAGGAAAAUCGAAUUGAUAAAGAUACAGGGUGGCGUUUUUUUGGUAAACAAAACUAUAAAUCCAAAUGGUUAGCAACCAACAACAACAACUCGUAGUCAAAAUGAUAAGUUAUAAACAUAAUAACAAUAUUUUACAAUAGUUGUUGAUAUUAAUGUUCCACAUGACGAUAAUCUGUUUUGUAUAUUUUGUAUCUGUUUUGUAUAAUUGAAAAAAAAGGAGAAAUAAAUAAAUGAGAGAGAAUAAAAAAUAUUAUAUUACCAGUGCUGCCACAGACUUCGGUCUAUAUGGGCUGCAUGACUUCUAGAGCCUCCUUUAGCCUCCUUUAGCCUCCUUUAGCCUCCUUUAGCCUCCUUUAGCCACCUGUUUUUUUUCCAAUUUCGUUUUUUUUUGUAAAUGUGGUGGAAAAUCCAAGUAAAUAAUAUAAAAAUUUUGAGCAAAGCAGAAAUUUUACUUAAGCUUUAAGUUUUACCUACUAACGCACCCACAGGUCAUAUAGCACUUAAGCUACGCUUAACGCACCUGUCUGUAUACUUUACCACUUUAACCAAAGCAAAACCGUCUUCCGAAAAUAGAAAAUUCUAUACCUAUAUUAAAAUUCUAACAAAACGUUGGUAACUUACGCUUACUAUUUCGAUAUAUUAGUAUGUACGACAAAAUAUUCUAAGUAUGUAAGAAAUAUAUAAAUGUAAAUCUAUUUACUUAACAUAAUAUUAUUAUGUGCCUAAUACUUCCAUACCACGGUACACAGUCGCACUUCGCACAAAACAUAUCUUUCAAAUAAUUUAAUGGGGUCAUUGAACCUCAAGUACAAUUAAUUAAUAAACGCUGAUUCGAUAUACCUAUAUAAAUACUCCAUACUGUAAACCAAAAUGAUACAAGUACCAUGUGUUAUAAAGAUACCCACUAGAGCUAAUCCAUGUCACUUGUGUAAUUACACACUUUAAUAUAUGGAUAUAGGUAUGAAUUGUGAGCCUGUGAGAGCCACAUCUUCGUGAUUUUAUAAAAGCUGAAAGCUUGUCAACCCAAGCUUUAACCACAGUUAAGUAUAAUAAGCAAAUAUGGAGUUAGAAUCAAGGUGGUUUUGUGAGAUAGCAAGUUUCGAGAGUCCAGAGUCCAAAUCAUUGCAUAAAACGUAACGUUUCUUGUAUGAUCUUACGGGAUAUCAUGUUUCCUGUGCACAGUCUCCAAAAGUUACGACAUUUUUUUAAGACUUAUUUUAUAGUUUAUAGUUUUGACAUUUGAAAUUUUUUGCCACUUUGGUACACCGGCGAACUUUUUGAGCAAGAAAAGUGAUAAAAAAAUGUUUUUUUCUUCAAGAAACACACUUUUUUACGCCAAUUAUUUAACCAGGUCCAUAAUUAAAUACAUCAUAUUAUCAUCAUCGGUGAAGGAAAACAUCGUGAGGAAACCUGCAUAUCAGAGAACUAUCUUAAUUCUCUGCGUGUGUGAAGUCUGCCAAUCCGCAUUGGGCCAGCGUGGUGGACUAUUGGCCUAACCCCUCUCAUUCUGAGAGGAGACUCGAGCUCAGCAGUGAGCCGAAUAUGGGUUGAUGACGAGAUAUUAUCAUCUCCAUAUAUUUUUAUGCCUGGGUGUGCCUGGGUUUCAAGGGCCGACGUUGUAUUGUCCUGAGAGUCGAAGAGUUGCCUAAAUCAGCUACUUCACAAAGCAACCACGGUCCAUCUCCAUUGUCACCUAUCGAACUUGCCUAUAGUUGGAGCAAUAGCUAACUUGCAGCUGUUAUAAAAUCACGAAGGUCUGGCUACCACAGGCUAAAAGGUAAAUAUUUUUGAAACAGAUUUUCAGUAUAAAUAGCAUGAAAAUAACGAUAUUUUUUAAAAAACCAUGUCACUGGAGACUCAGCGUUUAUUAAUUAUAUAUCAGAUUCAAUCUAUGGAUUAUCUGGAUUAUCCUCUAGCGACUAAUGAACUAAUGUGAUAUGGUGUCGGCUGUAUGGACAGCGUUUCAUGUAUAACUUACUUCUAAUUGUGUCUUAGUGUUAUGUCGUUUCUUCAUAGAUACAACGUGAUCUUCUCGAAAAUUCCGUUUUCGCAACCACUCGAAUCAUUCACUGAUGCAUUGUCAUUAUUAAUAAAAAAUAAACGUGCAAAUUUUUCAAGUAAAUUAAAUAGCAUCUCAAUAAAUUGCGAAAACGGAAUGAAUACAAAUUCCUAGUGAGUACGUAACAAAUAAUAUGUGUGUCAAAAUAUAUUAUCAAAAUAAAUGUGAUAACAAAUGAGUUUAUUAUAGCAGUAUAAACACAA